AUGCAAGGAGCAUUGCGAUCAUUUUUGUCGAACGGGAACGUCAUAAAGAAUGCUGUUUUGCAACGAGUUCGUAUGGUGAAUCCCCUGUUGCAGCCAGCUGCCUUUUCACGGUUUGAGUCCGUUACAUCUGCUCGUAUCGAGGAACAUGGUUUUGAGAGCACUACAAUUUCAGACAUCUUGCAAGGAAAAGGUAAAGGCGCAGAUGGCUCCUGGCUUUGGUGCACCACAGACGACACUGUCUAUGAAGCUGUGAAAUCGAUGACACAAAACAACGUCGGAGCUUUGGUGGUCGUGAAACCAGGCGAGGAGAAAUCAAUUGCUGGAAUUAUAACAGAGAGAGAUUACCUGAGGAAGAUCAUAGUGCAAGGAAGAUCAUCCAAGUCCACCAAGGUUGGCGAUAUUAUGACUGAAGAGAACAAACUUAUCACAGUUACCCCUGAUACCAAAGUUCUUCGAGCAAUGCAGCUGAUGACAGAUAACAGGAUCAGACACAUCCCUGUCAUAAGCGACAAAGAAAUGCUCGGUAUGGUGUCCAUUGGAGAUGUUGUUCGUGCUGUCGUGGGCGAGCAUCGUCAAGAGCUUGACCGCUUGAAUGCUUACAUACAAGGGGGUUAUUAG
Lathyrus sativus (Indian pea) is the source of this 618-nucleotide messenger RNA. NCBI's taxonomy places the organism in Eukaryota, Viridiplantae, Streptophyta, Magnoliopsida, Fabales, Fabaceae. The record is from the annotation of a GenBank genome assembly.